Messenger RNA from Pieris napi, 5170 nucleotides. RefSeq lists its product as uncharacterized. Lineage: Eukaryota; Metazoa; Arthropoda; Insecta; Lepidoptera; Pieridae. The record is from RefSeq and is a predicted model, not a curated record. Gene Ontology annotation, biological process: DNA integration. The transcript has a single exon. Bases 221 to 4474 code for a protein of 1417 amino acids. Gene Ontology annotation, molecular function: nucleic acid binding.
CGAGUUUAUAAGUUUUAUUCGCGAACACCUAAAAAUAUUACAACGCACUUCAGGUAAAUAUGAUGCUAAGAAAACUUUGGAACGUAAAUAUGAUACGACAAGCAAAAUUUCAAAACCAACGCAUACAUACCUAAAUACGGCGACUGCACCUACGCAGCCGGUGUGUUCCCUAUGUAAUACGCGACACGAACAUUUGUAUACAUGCUCAACUUUUCAUAACAUGACCGCUAACGAUCGUUUUAAAUUUGUUAAGGCGAAUAAUCUGUGCGUGAACUGCUUAGGGAAGCACCGAUUAACUGCCUGUAACUCUUCUUCACGCUGCCGCCGGUGUAAUAAUUUACAUCACACCAUGCUACACUUUGAUAACAAUAACAGCGCCGCAGCCACGGGCACCACGUCUGGUGACAGUACUUCACGCACUUUACCUGCUGCCACGCUGCGCAAUGCCGCUUCCACUGUGCGCCUUGCCACUGCCAGCACUUCGGUUGACAGUAGUACCGCUAAUAAAGGGCGAACUUCGGUGAUACCCACGCAACCCCAUGACGUCACAUUGUGUUCCUUAUCUAAUUGUAAUGCUUCCCGCACACCUACUACGGUGUUACUCGCUACCGCACGCGUUGUUGUUUUCGAUACGCAAGGUAGGGAACAUAAUGUGCGCGCUUUAUUGGACAGUGCCUCGCAAAGUAAUUUCGCCAGUCGCAGCUUAUGCCAGCGGUUGGGUUUAGAGACAAACCAGAAACCCUCAUGUUCAGUGGUUAAAGGGAUUGGAGGUACUACUAAGCCAAUUCUAAGUUCGGUUUCGGUGAAAUUCUUUUCCCGCUUUGAUCUCAGUGUGUGUUUUAGCAUGGAUUCGCUCGUAGUCGACAAGGUCACGGAGCGCUUGCCCACUGUGUCUGUGGAUAUUUCGUCGUUGAUCAAUUUUAAUAAUUUACCUUUAGCUGACGAUACCUACGCUGCCCCUGGAGAUAUUGAUUUGUUGAUUGGAGCAUCAAUCUUUCCUCACCUUCUCUUAUCUCGUAAAGUUCAAGGUCAGUCUGAUUGUCUCUCACCGCUCGCUUUAGAGACCGUGUUAGGUUAUGUUAUUGUCGGCUCUGCUCCUGCUCUAGUUGAUAAUCACGCGUCUGUCUCAUAUUGUUGUGCUACAGACCCGCUUGACGCUGCUGUACGUAAAUUCUGGCAGAUAGAAGAAGUAAGCGCCCCGCAACUAUUGAGUCCAGAUGAUAAGGCGUGUGAAGAUAUCUAUAGCAGCACGACUACCCGUGAUACGGAUGGUCGAUACAUGGUCGCGCUUCCAUUUAAAGGGGAUGUAUUUUCAUUAGGUGAUUCGUUUAAGAAAUCUAAAAAUCGCUUUCUUUGUUUAGAACGUAAAAUGCAGGCAUCACCUAAAUUAAAGGAGGCGUAUGAUAACGUGAUUAGUGAAUAUUUAAAUAAGGGUUAUAUUUCUCCCGCUCCUCUAGACACUGAAGAAACUCGGAAUUUACCCUCAUAUACAAUACCUCACCAUGGUAUAAUAAGAGAAGAUAAACUUACUUCUAAAUUACGCAUCGUCCUGGACGGUAGUUCAAAGUCCAGUUCCCAAAUCUCGCUUAAUGACAUUUUAUAUAAUGGGCAAAAUCUGCAAGGAAACUUAUUUCAUAUUAUUGUUAAUUUUCGCUUAUUUCGUAUCGCUCUCUCCGCUGACAUUCGUCAAAUGUUUCUUUGCAUUGGAGUUCGGCCAUGUGACCGAAGGUUCCAACGCAUUCUGUAUCGCUUUUCGCCGCAAGAACCCUUGAAGGUUUAUGAAUUUAACCGCGUUUGUUUCGGACUGAAGUCUAGCCCGUUUCACGCUCUUCGUACCAUAAAGCAACUAGUUUUGGAUGAAGGUGCUUCUUAUCCGCGAGCACAGCAAACAGUCAACACUGGUUUGUAUAUGGACGAUUUUGUCUACAGCAUUGACAACGAAGAUGAGGCUAUUUCCACCGCUGCGGAAGUAAUCGCUUUGAUGAAAGCCGGACAAUUUGAUCUUGUUAAAUGGACAAGCAAUUCACAAAGAGUCUUGGAUUCUAUUACGCCGUCGCAUCGUCUCUCUGCUGUAAAGGAGUUUGAUGACUCUGAUUCGCAUAAGGUACUAGGACUAUGCUGGUCACCCGCAACAGAUAAUUUUAGUCUUAAAAUCUGUACAACCGCUGAAUCAUGUACAAAGCGUACUAUUCUGUCGUGUGUCGCUAGGAUAUGGGACGUCAUGGGAUUUGUUGCACCAGUGGUCUUAUACGCAAAACUUCUCAUAAAACAACUUUGGUUGUGUGAAUGUGAUUGGGAUGAUAUACCACCCGACCACAUCAUUCAACAGUGGUCCCGUUUUAAGGAGGAACUUCCUCUUCUUGGAAAAAUUAAAAUUCCACGACAUGUUGGCAUCGCGUCCGGUGAUGUUGUAACCGUUGUGGGCUUCGCGGAUGCAAGUGAAAGGGCCUACGGAGGAGUUGUGUACUUUCAUGUAAGAGACAGUCAAGGUCUUCGCAAAAACUCAUUUAGUCUGAUAAGCGCUAAAUCUAAAGUGUCACCUCGUAAGGUGGUUUCGCUAGCACGUCUCGAGCUUUGUGCAAUAUUAGUCUUAAGCAACUUAAUUGCUAAUGUAAUUAAUGCUUGUAACAAUCGCAUUAAUAUAGAUCGUGUGUUCGCAUUCUCAGACUCGACUGUAGCUCUUUGUUGGGUGCAUUCUUCGCCCCAUCGUUGGGAUACUUUCGUUGCUAAUAGAGUCUCUAAGAUUCAGAAUGAAUUUCCACCGCGAACAUUUUAUCACAUCGCUGGCCAUGAAAACCCCGCUGAUUGUUUAUCUCGUGGCCUUAGUCCCGCACAAAUCAUUGAUCAUCCGCUUUGGUUCUGCGGUCCUCAAUGGAUUCUAUCAGAUCCAAGUUUUUGGCCUGUUACGGAUUUUAAUCCAUCUACUGUGUCUCAGCCUCCAGAAGUAAAGAAGCAUGUAACUCUUUUCACUGCUGAAGACUGUGAAAAGGUUGAGAAAAGUUUUUUAAUUACGCUUGCCAAUCGUUUUUCAUCUUGGUCAAAGCUUUUACGCAUUGUCGUUUAUAUCUGUCGUUUUGUUAAAUUAUUGCCUCGGCGUAGUACUAUAAUCGCAGCGGAUUUAGAUUACGCUGAGAAUUUAAUACUGAGUGACCUUCAACGGUCCCACUUCUUCAACGAAAUCGCUAGCUUACGUACAGGCAAGCGAUGUACCCCUGCUUUUCAGCGCCUCAAGCCAUUCCUUCAGAACAAACUUCUUAGAGUCGGAGGACGGUUGAGUAACGCUGAUAUAAAAUUUGAUAGUAAGCAUCCACUCAUACUUCCUCGGAAAGGUCAUAUUUUGAAUCUUAUAGUGGAUUACUAUCACAAAUUGAAUUGCCAUGCAGGUCCGGAGCUAUUGAUGUCCAUACUGCGUCAAAAAUAUUGGAUUUUGUCCGCUCGAAAUUUAAUUCGAAGCCGGGUUCACAAAUGUUUACCCUGUUUUCGACUCCGCGCUAAACCAAAUUUUCCUGAAAUGGCCGAUCAUCGCUCCUGCCGAGUUACACCAGUCGCUAAACCCUUCGUACAUACUGGCACUGAUUACGCGGGUCCCUUUAAAGUGAGUAGUUCGCGUGGACGCGGAAUUCGAUCGUUCAAGGCAUACGUAUGUCUUUUUGUGUGUUUAACCACCCGCGCUGUUCACAUAGAAGUUGCAGGUGAUUUGAGCACAGCUAGCUUCCUUGGAGCUUUUAAGCGUUUUCUAUCACGCCGUGGUCCCGUGGCUCGCGUGUACUCAGAUAACGGCACUAAUUACGUAGGCGCAAAGCGCACGCUUUCGGAGUUACACGACUUCUUAGUUUCAAAACACUUUAACUCUGAGUUUGGUCACGUAUUAGCUGAAACUCGCAUUGAUUGGUCAUUAAAUACUCCUGCUGCUAGUCAUUUUGGUGGCAAUUGGGAGACCAAUAUUAAAAGCCUUAAAGCUCAUUUAUACCGGGUGAUAGGUGAUCAAAUUCUAACUUUCGAGGAGUUCAGCACUGUACUUGCACAGAUCGAGGCAGUAAUGAACUCGCGGCCACUGUGUCGCACGCUAUCCAAUGAUCCAUCGGAACCUCUCGCGUUAACACCCGCUCAUUUUUUAAACUUAACACCGCUAAAGUAUCUACCAGCUAGAGAAAUCGAAGAAGAUAGAUUACAUUUGCUUUCGCGUCAUGAGUUAGUUGACAAGCUAGUACAGUCCUUUUGGAAGCGCUGGAAGUCUGAUUACCUUCAUACAUUGCAAAUGCGGAACAAGUGGAACACGCCAGCUAAGCCAAUUUCUAACGGCGAUGUUGUAAUAGUUAUUGUUGACAAUGCACCGCCGCUCCACUGGCCGUUAGGAAUAGUGGAGGAAGUUUUCCCUGGUUCAAACGGUGUUAUACGUGUGGUCCGCGUUCGCACGGCGUCAGGUACCUAUCUACGUCCUGUAGUACGUCUCUGUCCCCUACCUAGCGAAUAGUUACAUUUGUAUAGGUCAUUGGUUAGGUUAGUUAGUUUACAUUUGUAUAAGUCGUUAGUUAAGUUAGUUACUUUAAUAAACUUUUCUUUAGAUCGCUUUUCAUAUCGCUAUUCAUUUACUUUCUAGUUUUUCUUGAAGGCAACCCUUCAAACCCGGGGGAAUGGUUGCGCCGGAUUGUUAUUUUUAUAAUAAUUUUUGAUUUUAAAUAAUGGUUGCUCAAUACAUAUACCCAUCCUAAUAAUUCCUAGACGCAUCUCUCAUCACCCACCUAUUUUGUCCCAAUCCUAUGACGGUACUAGUUCCGGAACGGGCUAUAGGUGGCGCGCACGACGAUGAGUCUCUAAUAAGAAUUAAUUAGUGACAAUUUUGAUGACCCGCGUUAUGGUUGAUUAUUCGCCGCACGCUCGCAACGCUUCCUUUUUCUUUUAAACAUUUAAUUGUUUAUUAUAAAAUUUAACUAUACUUAAAUUCAAUUAACUUUAACUUCAUUAAGUAUAAUUUGUGAAAAGUGAUUGUUCAUUGGUGUACAACAAAGGAAAGAAGCCACUAGAAGAAGCCACGAGGUUGAAGGUACUGUGCCGUCAUCCUUUCUUUCUUUUUCCCAUUGUCCAUUAUUGAGCAAUCAUAUUAGGUAACAAUAAUAAAAAAAUACAGUCCACUAUUUAAUCACUUCAAAAUUAUUUAGCUUAUAGGUAU